Molecule: messenger RNA, 1241 nt
Organism: Brassica oleracea var. oleracea
Lineage: Eukaryota; Viridiplantae; Streptophyta; Magnoliopsida; Brassicales; Brassicaceae
Product: homeobox-leucine zipper protein HAT9
Exons: 3
Coding region: 149-994 (281 amino acids)
Biological process (GO): regulation of DNA-templated transcription
Molecular function (GO): DNA-binding transcription factor activity, RNA polymerase II-specific; sequence-specific DNA binding
Source: RefSeq, a predicted model, not a curated record
AAAUACUUCUCUUCUCCUUCUUAAGAAGCCUCUUGGCAUCAUCUCCUCCCAUUAUCUUCUAAACUUCAUCAAAAAAGUUCUCCUUAAGUCUCACCUCUCGAAAUCUCGAACAUCCGUAAAAUCAUAUAUUCCAUAAGAUUUGUUCCAGAUGGGUUUCGAUGAUUCAUGCAACACAGGUCUUGUUCUUGGAUUAGGUCUCUCACCAACUUCAAACAAUUACAAUAAUACCAUCAAACGUUCCUCCGGCUACAAGUCCGACCCGUCGUUGACUCUAAGCCUCUCCGGCGAUCCAUCAAUGAUGGUGGUCGCCGGAGCUGACCUGCUCUGCCGUCAGACUUCAUCUCACAGCGGAGUCUCUUCUUUCUCAACCGGAAGAGUAGUGAAGAGAGAGAGAGACGGCGGCGAAGAGUCGCAGGAGGAGGGGGAGGAGGAGAAGACGGAGAGACUUAUAAGUGACUACCAUGAAGAUGAAGAAGGUGUUAGUGCUAGAAAAAAACUUAGGCUUACCAAAGAGCAAUCUGCUCUUCUUGAGGAAAGCUUCAAGCACCAUAGCACCCUUAAUCCCAAGCAAAAACAAGAUCUGGCAAGACAGCUGAAUCUUAGGCCUAGACAAGUUGAAGUAUGGUUCCAAAAUAGAAGAGCCAGAACAAAGCUAAAGCAAACAGAAGUAGAUUGUGAGUUUUUGAAGAAAUGUUGUGAAACAUUAACAGAUGAGAACAUAAGACUUCAGAAAGAGAUUCAAGAACUCAAAACCCUAAAAUUGACUCAUCAGCCCUUUUACAUGCACAUGCCUGCAUCUACUCUCACGAUGUGUCCUUCAUGUGAAAGAAUCGGUGGCAGAAGCGGCUGCGAUAGCGGAGGAGAAGGUGUCGGAGGCGGCAGCAGCGUGGCUACCACGGUGGUUGUGGAUGGAGGUACGUCGAAGGGAGCUUUCUCCAUCUCGUCAAAGCCUCACUUCUUCAACCCUUGUACUAAUUCCUCUGCAGCUUGUUGAAUGAAGUUUUUUAUUACUAUUGAUCUUUUUUGGGAUGGCAAUUUGUUCAGUAGGAAGAACACAAAAAAUUUAGACCAAAAAAGAACACAAGAAAUACGUUAAAAAGGUUAAAAUGGGUAUAGAUGAUCUCUUUUACAAUUCCCACUUAGUUUUUCGGUGGGAUUGUUGGUUUGCGAAAAAAGAAUAAUUUGUAAUUAUUAUUUUAUUUGUAUAAAAGGUAAUAAUAUUCACUCUAAAUUCAUAUUUA